Molecule: messenger RNA, 2519 nt
Organism: Rhagoletis pomonella (apple maggot)
Lineage: Eukaryota; Metazoa; Arthropoda; Insecta; Diptera; Tephritidae
Product: motile sperm domain-containing protein 2-like
Exons: 7
Coding region: 16-1623 (535 amino acids)
Source: RefSeq, a predicted model, not a curated record
CAAACUUAAUCAAAAAUGCCAGCCAAAGUACAAACACCCACGCAAACACAAAUUGAUGAACUGCGAAAUUUAUUCAACAAAAAAUAUGAACAAAACCCACCAGAAGUGCCUUUCCAUUGGAACGAUCUCGAUCGAAUUCGCAAUGCAGACAGUAUUUGGCUAAGACGCUUUCUUGAAAUGUACGAUUUGGAAAUGCAAGUCGCCUUAAAUAAACUAUGGGAAACUUGUAUAUGGCGGCAGGAGUAUGGAGCUUACGAUUUAAAUGAAAAUAAUUUGGUUAAGGAAUAUCUGCACGAUGGCGUCGUAUUUGCGCACAACAAAGAUGUGGAUGGCAAGACAUUGCUCAUCUUUCGCACAAAGCUGCAUGUGAAGGGCACAAAGGACAUGGAUGAAGUAAUACGCGUUGUGGUCUAUUGGAUCGAACGCAUACAUCGCGAAACGAAUAUGGAUAAAAUGACGAUUUUCUUCGAUAUGGCCGGCACCGGUGUGUCCGGCAUGGAUCUGGACUUUGUUAAGCGAAUUAUUGAAACAUUCAAAAUGUACUAUCCGAAUACAUUAAAUUAUAUACUCGUUUUCGAAAUGGCUUGGAUGCUGAAUGCUGCGUUUAAAAUCAUAAAGGGUUUCCUACCAGCCAAAGCGCUGGAAAUUCUCAAAAUGAUAUCGAAAAAGGAUAUUACUCAGUACGUGGACAAAAAGAAUUGCCUUGCCAGCUGGGGAGGCAACGACCUUUAUGAGUUCAAAUUUGUGCCUGAAAAAGCGCAGAGGCCAACAGCAUUAACUGUGAUAAGUAAUGGAACACUGCCAAAGAAGGCACCACGCACGCCAGAAUCACCGAGCAACAAUGAAAAGAAGGUGCAUUUUGCCAACAACAACCGAAUGUACGCCGGAUCCGAAAUGCCAGAAUGUGAACGUGGUUAUCAAAGCCUGGACCCAGCAAGCGCUAUGCUGCGGAUUUCACCUAACGACAACAUAUACUUCAACCGGGGCGAGAACAGCGAAAGUGUAAUUGAUCUCACUUGUAUUGGAAAGCAGCCGAUUACCUACAAAAUUCAAACAACAGCACCAGAAAAAUUUCGGGUACGUCCUCGUUGCGGCUAUUUGGCACCGUCUGAGACAGUGUCAGUUAGCAUUAUGUUGAAGCAGGACUACCAUUUGGGUGAAUCGCCGAAAGAUAAAUUUCUCGUGAUGUGUAUGCCAGCACCUGUGGGUAUUGAGCCAUCACAGCAGAGCAUGAGCGAAGUGUGGAAGCUAAAGCCUCCUAGUGGCGGUGAUAUGGAGCAGCAUCGUCUAACCUGUAAUUACAGAGGCAGUGCAAGUGGUGCAAGUACACCCGGUCAAUGCGUCUGUGGGCAGGCUGGAGGGCGUAUUGGUGGCCCGGAUGAAGGGAUUGCAUCGGGAAAGGGUUCCAACACUAUUUUGGAUCUUUCUUCACACGCCAAGCUCCUGGAGAGCCAAUUAAGGUUUACACAAAUUCUGCAAUGCAUUACGCUCGUCUUUUUGUUGGCUCUGUGUGUAGCCGUUGUCUAUCUUUGGAAAACGCAAUUGAAUCGCAUGUCCGGAUGCAUCGGCGAGGAGGAAUGCAGCGCUGCAGUUGCAGGCAACUGUCCUGGGCGGAAUCUAUAAUAUUUACUUACAAAAUGCAAUUUGACCAAACAGCACCUACUGGCACCCACAGCCACAGCAGAUAGGUUGCGUAGACGAGGUCAUGGCAGCAGCAAUGCUCCCGACAGCGAAGUUGACUGUAGCGAUUUUGAAGAAGUUAUCGGCGGCGGUGAUGGUUUCGAUUACGAUGAAUCUACUCUUGAUAAGGGCGGUGUUGCGGGAGGUGGAUACCUGCUUGGUCUGAUCGCAUUUGCACGUAAAUUUGCGCGCAUUAUAAUCACGAUUUCGAUGCUCUUUUGUAUUAUAUUUAUCUCGUUUUAUUGCUGCUCCGAGCCGAGGGCAACAAUAACCGCACUGGCUCCGCCAAUUACACCUCCAUCCACAUCUAUAGAGGUACAUUUACGGACGCAGGCGCAUAGAAGAUGGCCAUCAAAUUGAUGAGUUUAUAUGUAAUUUAUUAUAUUUUAAAAUGCAUUAACUAUGAACAAAAGUAAUAUGGGCAAUAUAUGAAUUAUGUCUGUACAAAAUGAUUUUUAGGGAGAACAUAAAUUUGCCUAAGCAUAUUUGUAUACAUUGUUCACGUUGUGCAUUCUAGAGCAGGGAUGGCCAGAUUGUUUGCAGUCAACGAGACAGCAAGUGCUACGCAAGAGGUAAAUCGGUUUUCAGGGUAAACGGGGUGUACAAAAUACAUUAAAAACAUCAUAUAUAUUUGUAAUGAGAGUCGAAAUACAAGAAAUUUGAAUACGCUCUUAAUACCCCUUCAUGCUGGCUCUUGAUGUUACCCCACAUCUACCAUCUAAAUGUGCCAAGCCGGCUCCUAAGUUUAAAAGGCCACCUGGAAGCCACUUUGCCCAUCUCUGUUCUAGAGCAAACGAACAAAAUAAAAGCGCUGGCCAAUUGCAUAUUUAAAUUAUGAA